AGCCCAGCCCGCGCCGCUAGGCGGGGGAGGGGGCGCCCGCGCCGCCAUAUUCGCUCCCGCCGGCCUGCCCCGCGGCGCGCAGCCACCAUGAGCACCGCCGCCUUCCACAUCUCCAGCCUCCUGGAGAAGAUGACAUCCAGCGACAAGGACUUCAGGUUCAUGGCCACCAGUGACCUGAUGUCAGAGCUGCAGAAGGACUCCAUCCAGCUGGACGAGGACAGCGAGCGCAAGGUGGUGAAGAUGCUGCUGAAGCUGCUGGAGGACAAGAACGGUGAGGUGCAGAACCUGGCCGUCAAGUGCCUGGGUCCUCUGGUGGGCAAAGUGAAGGAGUACCAGGUGGAGACCAUCGUGGAUGCCCUCUGUGCCAACAUGCGGUCAGAUAAGGAGCAGCUCCGAGACAUCGCUGGCAUCGGCCUCAAGACUGUCCUGUCGGAGCUCCCUCCUGCAGCCACAGGCUCUGGCCUGGCUGCCAACGUGUGCCGGAAGAUCACUGGCCAGCUCACCAGCGCCAUCGCCCAGCAAGAGGAUGUGGCUGUGCAGUUGGAAGCCCUGGACAUCCUCUCUGACAUGCUGAGCAGGCUGGGCGCCCCUCUGGGUGCCUUCCACGCCAGCCUCCUGCACUGCCUGCUGCCGCAGCUGAACAGCCCACGCCUGGCCGUGCGCAAGAGGGCAGUCGGGGCACUGGGCCACCUGGCGGCCGCCUGCAACACCGACCUCUUCGUGGAGCUCGCGGACCACCUGCUGGAUCGGCUGCCCGGCCCGCGCGCACCUGCCAGUCCGGCCGCCAUCCGCACUCUGAUCCAAUGUUUGGGUAGCGUCGGCCGGCAGGCUGGCCACCGCCUCGGGGCCCACUUGGACCGCCUGGUGCCCCUGGUGGAGGAGUUCUGCAACGUGGACGACGAUGAGCUCCGGGAGUCCUGCCUCCAGGCCCUUGAGGCCUUUCUGAGGAAGUGCCCCAAGGAGAUGGGUCCUCAUGUGCCCAAUGUGACCAGUCUCUGCCUCCAGUACAUGAAGCAUGACCCAAACUAUAACUACGACAGUGACGGGGAUGAGGAGGAGAUGGAGACAGAAGAUAAUGAAUUCAGUGAGCAAGAGAGUGAAGACGAGUACAGCGAUGAUGAUGACAUGAGCUGGAAGGUGCGCCGGGCCGCAGCCAAGUGCAUGGCAGCCUUGAUUGGCUCCCGGCCUGACCUGUUGCCCGACUUCCAUGGCACCCUGGCACCCGCGCUCAUCCAUCGCUUCAAGGAACGCGAGGAGAACGUCAAGGCUGAUGUCUUCGGGGCUUACAUUGUGCUGCUGCGGCAGACGCGACCCCCAAAGGGGUGGCUGGGGUCCAUGGAGGAGCCCACCCAGACAGGCAUCAGCCUCCACGCGCUGCACGGCCAGGUGCCUCUGGUGAUCAAGGCCCUGCAGCGGCAGCUUAAGGAUCGGAGCGUCAGGGCCCGCCAGGGCUGCUUCAACCUCCUCACCGAGCUGGCGGGGGUCCUCCCUGGCAGCCUGGCAGAGCACAUGCCUGUGCUGGUAGCAGGCAUUGUCUUCUCUCUGGCGGACCGUUCAAGCUCCUCCACUAUCCGGAUGGACGCCCUGGCCUUCCUACAGGGGCUGCUGGGCACAGAGCCAGCCGAGGCCUUCCACUCACACCUGCCAACUCUCCUGCCACCUGUGAUGGCCUGUGUGGCUGACCCUUUCUACAAGAUCGCGGCCGAAGCCCUGCUGGUGCUCCAGGAACUGGUGCGGGCCCUGUGGCCCCUGGACAGGCCUCGGACGCUGGACCCUGAACCAUACGUUGGAGAGAUGUCUGCGGCCACCCUGGCACGGCUCCGUGCCACUGACCUGGACCAGGAGGUGAAGGAGCGCACCAUCUCCUGCAUGGGCCACCUUGUGGCCCACUUGGGUGACCAGCUCGGGGACGACCUAGGGCCAUCACUGUUGCUUCUCCUGGACCGCCUGCGGAAUGAGAUCACCCGGCUGCCUGCUGUCAAGGCGCUGACGCUGGUGGCUGUGUCCCCGUUGCAGCUUGACCUGCAGCCCAUUGUGGCUGAGGCACUGCCCAUUCUGGCCUCGUUCCUGCGGAAGAACCAACGGGCGCUGCGGCUGGCCACGCUGGCUGCCCUGGACUCCCUGGCCCAGAGCCAGGGACAUAGCCUCCCGCCGAGUGCCGUGCAGGCAGUACUGGCCGAGCUGCCUGCCCUGGUCAAUGAGAGUGACAUGCAUGUGGCCCAGCUGGCCGUGGACUUCCUUGCCACAAUGACCCAGGCCCAGCCAGCCUCCUUGGCCAAGGUCAGCGGCCCUGUGCUCUUGGAGCUGCUGCGGUUGCUGCGCUCACCCCUGUUGCCUGCCAGCGUGCUGGCCGCUGCUGAAGGCUUCCUGCAGGCCCUGGUGGGGACCCGCCCCCCGUGCGUGGACUACAAGGAGCUCAUCCGCAUGCUCACGGCACCUGUCUAUGACCAGGCCGCAGAGGGCGGGCCAGGCUUGCACAAGCAGGUGUUCCACUCUCUGGCUCGGUGUGUGGCGGCCCUCGCAGCUGCUUGUCCCCAGGAGGCGGCAGGCACAGCAAACCGCCUGGUCUGCGAUGCCAGGUCACCCCACUCAAGCACAGGGGUCAAGGUCCUGGCGUUCCUGUCGCUGGCCGAGGUGGGCCAGGUGGCUGGGCCAGGCCCCCAGCGGGAGCUGAAGGCAGUGCUCCUGGAAGCCUUGGGGUCACCCAGUGAGGACGUGAGGACGGCCGCAUCCUAUGCGCUGGGCCGCGUGGGUGCCGGGAACCUGCCCGACUUCCUGCCCUUUCUGCUGGGGCAGAUCAAGGCUGAGCCCCGGCGGCAGUACCUGCUCCUGCACGCACUCAGGGAGGCCCUGGGCGCUGCCCAGCCCGACAGCCUGAAGCCCUACGCUGAGGACAUCUGGGCCCUGCUCUUCCAGCGCUGUGAGGGUGCCGAGGAGGGCACCCGGGGGGUGGUGGCUGAGUGCAUCGGCAAGCUAGUCCUCGCGAACCCUCCAUUCCUUCUGCCCCGAUUCCGGAAGCAGCUCGCUGCAGGUCGGCCACACACGCGGAGCACAGUUAUCACAGCAGUCAAGUUCCUCAUCUCUGACCAGCCCCAUCCUAUUGAUCCCCUCCUGAAGAGCCUCAUUGGAGAGUUUAUGGAGAGCCUGCAGGACCCAGACCUGAACGUGCGCCGGGCCACUCUGGCUUUCUUCAACUCGGCUGUGCACAACAAGCCCUCGCUGGUCCGGGACCUGCUGGAUGACAUCCUCCCCUUCCUCUACCAGGAGACGAAGAUCCGUAGGGACCUCAUUCGAGAGGUGGAGAUGGGGCCCUUCAAGCACACGGUGGACGACGGGCUGGACGUGCGGAAGGCAGCCUUUGAGUGCAUGUACUCGCUGCUUGAGAGCUGCCUGGGCCGGCUGGACAUCUGCGAGUUCCUGAACCACGUGGAGGAUGGCCUGAAGGACCACUAUGAUAUCCGGAUGCUGACCUUCAUCAUGCUCGCCCGACUGGCUACCCUGUGUCCCGCACCCGUUUUGCAGAGAGUGGACCGGCUCAUUGAGCCACUCAGGGCCACCUGCACCGCCAAGGUCAAAGCUGGUUCUGUGAAGCAGGAAUUUGAGAAGCAAGACGAGCUGAAACGCUCUGCGAUGAGGGCAGUGGCCGCCCUGCUGACCAUCCCAGAAGUAGGGAAAAGCCCCAUCAUGGCUGACUUCUCUUCCCAAAUCCGAUCCAACCCCGAACUUGCUGCCCUCUUUGAAAGCAUCCAGAAGGAUUCUGCUUCAGCCCCCAACACAGACUCAAUGGAGCUCAGCUAGUACCCCCCAACUCUGCCCCCAGGUGGGCCCUUACUUAAGAGAAGGAGGCCUACCCAAGCCCGAGGCCUCACUGUCCCCCUGCCCACCACAGGCUUCUCUACUUUUUCCCUUUUGUCAUCUCACUGGGGGCCCUCCUGCUCCUGGUCGGGGCUUACAGUGCCUUCUCCAGGGACCCCCAACUCGAGGCCCCCCAGCAGGAGCUGCAAGGCUGCCAACAGUUGGGCCCUUUAACUCAGGACAGUCAUUCAAAGAAACAGGGCACGGACAUUUUCCAAGCCUUUCCACACAAACAUAGAUGUGUGACUUCACACAGGACGGUCUGUACCUUCAAAGCGGGGAGUCCCUGCCUCACUAAGGACUAAGUAGUGUUUAGAAACACUCUUGUGCUCACAGCUGCGGAAGGUUAGGAGACAGCCGGCUGGCCUCCCUGCCCACCAGUGUCCCAGAUUUGUCACUCACACCUCUCCCACUCUUCACUUCACUUGAUCUGAUAGGCCAAACAUUAGUGCUGGGUGGGCAUCUUGAAGAGUCAAGCUACUUCUCUGAGCUUUAACAUUUUAGAAUUCAAAAUGCUUUACUUUCUAAUUGGCAGUAAUGAAUCUGAAAUUUUUUUGCAGGGAGAGGGGGACCAGGAUAGGGAAUUAGAUCUAGUUUUCUAAUUUUGAAACUCUUAUGUAGCCAACUGGGAAAUAAGUACCAAGAAAGUACAGACCAUCUUUCAUGUCACCCACCUAGGUGUCAACAGUUGGUUUGUGUCCUGAGGAAGACUUUGAACAUAUUGUUUCUAGUUUUUAGUAUUGAAGACACAAAUUAAACAAUAGGCUAAAGAAUUUUCUGUGCUAUCCCAGGUUAAUAAAGGACAGACCUAGUGCUACUUUUUCUGUGCACACUUCCUCUACUCAGUAGACCAUUGUCUGUAUACUUCCCAAGUCAAUUUAAAGAAAUCAUGGAAACAACCCAACAACUCAGAUGUUUCAGACUAGGCUUUGAACUGGAUGGAGGCAGGCAACCUGUAAUUUACAUACCCAAUUUAAGGGACUUAAAUCCACUCAUGACUAGCAUGCCAAGAAAAUUGUUAAGCAGGCUAGUAUUUCUGCUCAGUUGACCAGGCUGGUAAGGCAAAAAACACCCUAUAAGCGAAAUUGUCUUGUUCUUGAGUACCUCAUGCCACAUCCCCAACUAUACUGCCCUUUGCUGCCAGUUCUUAGAUAAGUGCUAUCAUAACCUUACAGACAUGCCUCUUUCUUGUGCUUUGCAAAUACUGAUUUUUUUUUUUUUUUUACAAAAUGAAGGUUUGUGGCAACCCUGUGUUCAGCCAAAUGUAUCAAUACCAUUUUCCCAACAGCAUUUGCUCACUUCCUGUAGUAUUUUGUUAAUUCUCAGACUAUUUCACUUUUUCAUUGUUAUGGUGAUGUGAUCAUUGAUGUUACUGCUUAUGCCUGAAGAUGUGACUGAACUGCUGCAAUCUCGCGAGACUUUAAUGGAAUUGCUUCUUAUGAGCAAAAAAUUCAUUGAGAUGGGAUCCACUCCUCAAGAUGCUGGAUUGUUGAAAUGACAACAAGGAACUGAAGAACAUUACAUCAACUUAGUUGAUGAAGUAGUGGUAGGGUCUGAGGAGAUGGGACUCCCGAUUUUGAAAGCUCUCUGGGUAAGUGCUAACAGUAUCAUGCUACAGAGAAAUCAUAAUUGACUCAGUCAAUGCAAUCAACUUCAUGGUCUUCAUUUUAAGAAACUGCCACAGCUACCCCAGCCUUCAGCAGCCACCACCCUGAUCAGUCAGCUGCCAUCAACAUGGAGGUUAAGACCUUCCACCAGCAAAGAUCACAUCUCGAAAUAUGUUUAGCACUUUUGCACUAGACGGUUAGCAUUUUUUGCAAUAAACUUAUUUUUAAAUUAAGGUA
This is a messenger RNA of Lutra lutra (Eurasian river otter), 5699 nucleotides long. It is a transcript of the gene CAND2, whose product is annotated as cullin associated and neddylation dissociated 2 (putative). The transcript is spliced from 15 exons. Lineage: Eukaryota; Metazoa; Chordata; Mammalia; Carnivora; Mustelidae. Gene Ontology annotation, cellular component: nucleus. The record is from RefSeq and is a predicted model, not a curated record. Gene Ontology annotation, biological process: SCF complex assembly; protein ubiquitination. The coding region runs from base 88 to 3798 and encodes 1236 amino acids.